This is a messenger RNA of Funneliformis caledonium, 390 nucleotides long. The record is from the annotation of a GenBank genome assembly. Lineage: Eukaryota; Fungi; Glomeromycota; Glomeromycetes; Glomerales; Glomeraceae.
UGGAGGAAGUGGAGAAACGAUUUGCUGUUGCUGCUGAAGUGGAGGAAGUGGAGAAACGAUUUGCUGUUGCUGCUGAAGUGGAGCAACAACUUGCUAAUAAAUUAAAAGAUCAACUAAGAGAAGAAGAAAAGCAUGUUCAGAUAAAACAAGAUAACAAGGAUCUUGAAGAUAAAUACAGAGAUUCUAGAGAAAAUAUUAACCUGGAAGAAGAAAAGAAACAUGCAAUUUCUAAACAGAAGAAAGUGACAAUGGCAAUUUCUACAGUAGGAUCGUCAUGGACUUUCGGAAGCGAAACAGCAUUACGAUUUAAUGAACAGGAUUUGAAUGAUCGAAUGAAAAAAAAUGGUGGGCUUGGAAAUAUCUUUAAAAAAAUCGGGGUAAGAUUAAAGG